Molecule: messenger RNA, 4935 nt
Organism: Centrocercus urophasianus (Greater sage-grouse)
Lineage: Eukaryota; Metazoa; Chordata; Aves; Galliformes; Phasianidae
Gene: RNF38
Product: ring finger protein 38
Exons: 11
Coding region: 201-1493 (430 amino acids)
Source: RefSeq, a predicted model, not a curated record
AGCCGAGAAGGGACGGCUGUCCGGGAAGAGACCGCUGCACAGGCGUGCUGCUUGGGGCUCUGCCUUCCGGAUUUUCUGUUCGUACCGAGUCCUUUUUCCCAUUCGUGGACCAGAGUGAAGACGGUCCCAGCCCCAAGCGACAACGCCUUUCCCAUUCAGUCUUCGACUACACGGCGGCAUCACCAGCCUCGUCACCACCAAUGCGACCAUGGGAUAUGACAUCAAAUAGGCAGCCUCCUUUGGCUCGGCCCAACCAACACCACUUCUCAGGGGAACGAUGCAACACACCUGCACGAAACAGAAGGAGUCCUCCUGUUCGACGUCAGAGAACUAGGAGAGAUCGUCUGUCUCGACAUAAUUCCAUUAGUCUAGAUGAAAACUAUCACCAUCUCUCCUAUGGACAGCAGCAAGCAAUAGAAGAGCCCCGAGCUUUUCGCCCACCGAAUGUAUCUCCUCGUAUAUUACGCCCAGCUGUUCACCCACCACAGCAGAAUGCAGUGAUGGUUGACAUUCAUGACCAGAUCCAUCAGGGAACAGUUCCUGUCUCCUACACAGUGACAACAAUGGCUCCACAUGGGAUACCACUUUGCACAGGCCAGCACAUCCCAGCCUGCAGCACACAGCAGGUCCCGGGGUGUUCAGUGGUUUUCAGUGGGCAGCACCUUCCAGUUUGCAGUGUGCCUCCUCCAAUGCUUCAAGCGUGCUCAGUUCAGCACCUACCAGUACCGUAUGCAGCAUUUCCACCCCUUAUUUCUAGCGACCCAUUCCUUUUGCACCCUCCUCAUCUGUCUCCGCACCAUCCUCCUCACUUGCCUCCCCCAGGACAGUUUGUUCCUUUCCAAGCACAGCAGUCACGUUCGCCAUUUCAAAGGAUAGAAAAUGAAGUAGAAUUACUUGGAGAACAUCUUCCUGUAGGAGGUUUUACGUAUCCUCCCUCAGCUCAUCCACCAACGUUGCCUCCCUCUGCCCCUCUCCAGUUCUUAACUCAUGAUCCUUUACACCAGGAAGUGUCAUUUGGCGUUCCUUACCCACCGUUUAUGCCUCGAAGACUCACAGGGCGCAGCAGAUACAGAUCACAGCAGCCAAUACCUCCACACCCUUACCAUCCUAGUCUACUACCUUAUGUGCUAUCAAUGUUCCCAGUUCCACCUGCAGUUGGACGAGCUUUCAGCAUUGAGCUGGAUGUGGAAGAUGGAGAGGUAGAAAACUAUGAGGCCCUGCUGAAUUUGGCAGAACGCCUGGGAGAAGCCAAACCACGAGGACUGACGAAGGCAGACAUUGAACAACUCCCAUCCUAUAGGUUCAAUCCAAACAACCACCAGUCAGAACAGACACUGUGCGUGGUGUGCAUGUGUGAUUUUGAGUCAAGGCAGCUACUUAGAGUCUUACCCUGUAACCACGAGUUCCAUGCCAAGUGUGUUGAUAAAUGGCUUAAGGCAAAUCGUACCUGCCCAAUUUGCAGAGCUGAUGCUUCAGAAGUGCAUCGUGAUUAGAGUGACCAAUCUAAGAGCACAAAUCUGGUUUGGGUGUUCCUGGUCAUGUGUAUAUAUGAACUAUCUAUUGAACUUACCCAUGUGGCUUCCAGCCUUUUCCUUUACACAAAAGGGUCAGUGGACCUUACUUUGCACUGUGUGAACUUAAUCAAUUAUAAAGCUUAUAACUAGUCUUCACAUCUACGGGAUUGUUAUACUAACAGUGUGAUUGGAACUCCAAAGAUUUUUUUCUUUAGCUUAAUUUUGUGUGUGCACUAACAUUCCCUGGUUUUUGUGUGAUCAUUCUGAGUGUUGCUGCGAGAUUACUGUGGACGUGAUCUUUUAGCAUGUGCUUUUAUAAAAAAGAAAAAAAGAAAAAAAAAAAAAAGUGGUAGCUCCAAACAGUAUAGCAAUCUACCUUAUAUAGAGCCUUCAGAUACUGUGAGUGGGAAUGAGUGGUGUGAAUGUUUGCUUGUGAGAGGAUGGGUGAAGUGUGCUUGGGAAUGAGUGUGCAUGUGUGUUUGAGAACCUGUAUACCAGCAUGUGCUGAGAACGUAUGUGUGUAGUAUUAAUUAUGCUGCAAUGUAUAAUCUUGUGUGUUAUUUAAACAGUACUAGUACUGUACACUGGUUCCUUUCCUUGUGUUUGCAGUUGCACACAAAUACAAUGGGUGCAGCAAUUACAGACAUUUAGUAUUUCCUCCCCAAUGUACUUACAGGUACUUACCUGUCUACCUGCUAUUCAAACAAGCUGUUAUGCUACCCUUUACUCGGAGGCUUUAAGUGCGUACCACUAAAGGGGUCAUUGAUUGUUCAUAGUUGAGUAAUGUCGGGUUUUAGCAUAAGUUACAGAGUUCAGAUUUUUACUUUGCUUAUUUACAAGUUAUUUUAUCAAUGUAAAGUUGCAAUAUCACACAAAUCGUUUAGCAAUAUUAACAUUUUCAAUUGGUAAUUUCAGAAUCAACAUGUUCCUGUUCUCCUUUUCAAUUUUUCUAGUUGGGCUAUAAUUGCAUUCAGUUGAUUUGACAUUAGAGCUGAGUUCUGAAGAUGCUGCAGUUAUGCACUUCUUUCAUGAAAGGAAGCAGAAAGGAUACUGAGGGUCUUGUGCAACAGCCCUUCAUUUUUUGCCAUUGUGCUUGCUAAAUAGAUAAUCCUCUAGCUUACAAGCAUUGGCUUUAAUCAUACACAUUCUUUGUCAUUUACAAAGGAGUUUGUAUACAGUUAAAAUAACUUGUAAGAGGUUACAAUUUUAUUCCUGCUACUUCAUGAAUAAAAUAAAAUUUCUAGCAUUUUCUCAGAGAAGUAGAACUUCUGGUUUUUUGUUGUAUCACAAAAGAGGGUGGUUUUUGGUCACUCAUUGCAGAAUUCAGUUGCCCCGAUGCUGCUUCUUGUCCCUCAUUAUUUUCAUGAUGAGUGUAAUGUGAAGAAGGAACUCCCUUGGUUUUUGCAAUUGAGUUUCCAGAAGACUCCACCACAGUACGAAACGGGAGCACCUUCUGAACAAAGUGCUGUUAAACAGGAGGUAGCUUCUAUCCAACUGCUUUCUGAAUAGUGUUUUCUUUGUGCUUUUUUUUUAAAAAAGUAGCUCCCUUUCCAACGUUUCAGACUGUUAGCAUCUUCAGCACGUUCCUCCAAAAUACUAACGUCCACCUAUGCCAUAGUUAUUCAGAGGAUGCACUUCUCGCAUCAGAUUGCUUCUCCUGAAUUGUCAUUACUUCAGUUGCAGCAGCACAAGUGGCACAGUUAGCAAUAUUGCUGCAGCUUGCUGCCAGUCUCAGCUUUAAGUUGAUUCUCUGUCAUUUCUGAUGCUUUUGUAUGCUGCUAUGCUUUAGUAUCAAUUAUAAUUCCAGUGUUACAUGUUCUCCAUGCUGUUUGCCCUCUUUCAGUGUUCUACAGACCAAUCACAGCUGAUGGUGCAGAUGAUAUAAAAGCACAAUUUUGCCCUACGUCAGAUGCUCUUGCCUCCAUUUGUGUAGUUACACAGGUAGUUCUCAGAAACGCUGAGUCUUUCCAUUCCUACUCGUACGUAAGAACACUAAACAAAUGAUCAAAGUACUAAAAUUCCUCCUCUCUUCCAGAGGAGUUAGAAUAAUCUUUCACAAUAACACCUGGCAGGUUAAAGUACAUAUAGCGAAAUUUAUUUUUUUAACAAAUGAAAUCAUCUUGUCUAAAAAACAUACCAUGUGUCUUACAAAACUUAGGCUCUUUUAUAUAGCUGCAAAAGAAAACUUUCGAUGCGUGCAAGUUUAACCAUAACUAACGCUAUGUUUGAUAUUCAGUUUGAAGCAUGGGAAGAGGGCACUUCUCUAAGCAUUCACAUUCUUCUGAAGCCAAGGGAAAGUCACCCUUUUUCUGGAAUUGAGAAAUCCUGAUGUGUGAAGUCCCUUUCCCCAGUGGAACUCUGUGAGGCACUGGGAGACUGAGGAGUUGGAGGAUCUAACUGGGUCAAAUCCUGAAAUGAUUUGUUGCACUCUUAUGGCUUGUCUGUUCUGAAAUGGUUCAUUUGUUUGCAUGGGUCUCUUGCAGAUGUGUGUGGACUUGCUUCCUGUGGGUAGUGUGUGUAAACAGCACACGUGCACAUGUUCUGGAUCAGCUCAGAUGACCCACAGCCGAUCUCGGUUGUGGCUAUUGAUGGGGAUUCGUGCUGAGCUGCUCACUGCCAUGUGUUCUGUACAUUUGUGUGUAACUUCUCAGCCUGCCGUGGUGCCAGGCAGCACCAGCAUCCAGCAAGAUGUUUUUUAUGUUCCUUCCCUUCCUGACUUCACCUGUCCCCUUUUCCUAAACAGUCCAUAAGACAUUUGCUUUAUCAUACUGGCACUGCUGUGGCUUUGGCAUAAACUGCCAAUUAAAUUUGAAGUUUAAGGGGAUAUCAAGGCCUACAGAUAAUUCCAAUGUCUCAUUUUGUGACUUUCUUUACAAAAAAGAAAAAAGUAAGCCUUUUGUUGUAUACUGUUUUAUACGGGCUCUUGAAUGUGAUUUCACAGCUGUUAACACAUCAUGUAGUACCUGGGAUGGGAUUUACCAACCUUUUUUUUGUUGUUGUUGUUUUACUUACAGAAAACACAUUUUUGACUGAGUUAUCUUUGGGCCUUUUUAGAAGCUGUGUUUUUUUCGUUUUGUUUUUUUUUUCCUUUGGUACAUUGUUACCUCAUUUUGCUACUUGUAUUUCAGAUCUAUUAAUGAUUCUGAAAGCUUGUGACUUCUGUUGGAAUCAUUUUUGUCAGUUGUUUUCUUUAAAUCAUACUCUUUUGAAUCACUUAAUAUGUAGUUUUAAAUGUAUUAUAAAUAUCUGUAACCAAAUCAUUUGAAGGCUUGAUAAAUUUUUAACAAAAUUUGUACAUUUUUUAUGAGAGUUACUAGUAAUGCUUUACUACGUAGUGCAAUGAAGUUUUAUUUUUAAUCCCUGUGCCCAAUUUUGGAGUUGAGAGAGUUGUUCAGUAAUAAAUGUAUGAUGUUCACUUACA